Messenger RNA from Ilex paraguariensis (yerba mate), 1299 nucleotides. NCBI's taxonomy places the organism in Eukaryota, Viridiplantae, Streptophyta, Magnoliopsida, Aquifoliales, Aquifoliaceae. The record is from the annotation of a GenBank genome assembly.
UACCCUAAAUCUCUCACAGUCCUGCAAAACAAACUUCUCUAGCACUUCAAGGGCCGCCUUUUUUAAAUCCCACAAAAGUGUAACUUCUCUUGCCUAAAAAGGGACAACUUUUUUGGGAGAGCAAAGCAUUUAAACAAUGCAAAAGGCAUAGUAUUAAACACCACAGCCUCCUUCGUCCAACUGUUUCUAGGUAACAAUGCAACUGAUUCUGAGUUUUCUUUUUUAAAAGACAUCUGGUGAUCUCCACCCUUCCUCCUAGAUUCUCUCAAUAUUUUCACAUAUUUAAUUUACCCUUGUCGUCUGUUACCUGUAUUGGUCGAUUUAGAUGCCUUUAUUCCAGAAAAUAUUCGAUUUUUAGCUCAGUUUGUAUUGCCCAACUGUUAAUUUCUUCUUCUCAAAAUACUCAUUUGCUCAAAAAUAAAUUCAUCCCUUUCUGCUCAAACCUUCAAAUUUUAAGGGUCCAUAGAAACUUCGAUUCUGGGUAUUGAUUGAAAAACUGAAAAUCAUAGCUUAGUUUGGAGUUUGAUAUAUAUGGGUGGAAGAAAGUUGCAAGGAUUUGGAAACAAUGGAGAUGGGUCAUUCCCAAAUUCUGGAAUUGGGUUUCUCUGGUGUCGUCAAGAUGAUUCCUUUCACCCUGGUGGCUUAUUUGCUAGCGUUGGGCAAAUUGGAAUGGGAUUUGGUAUAUCCCCAAACACUCCAAAUUCCACUGAGAAUAGCUUAAAGCUUCCAUCUUCAAAUUUGUAUUCACCUGGUGGCUUAUUUGCUAGUGUCGGGCAAAUUGGAAUGGGAUUUGGGAUAUCCCCAAACACCCCCAAUCCUACUGAUAAUGCCUUAAAGCUUCCAUCUUCAAAUUUGUACACACCAUACAUGUCAUUGCCAGAACCUAGUUUUCCAAUUGUUGGUGUACCAGAACUGGUAACAGGGGAGGAAUGGGAGGUGGAAGAGGAAGGGGUGUUGAAGAAGAGAAAGAAGAAGGGUGGUCUCAAAUUGAAAAUUAAGAUUGGGAAUCCAUCACUGAGGAGGCUAAUCAGUGGGGCAAUUGCGGGUGCUGUUUCGCGGACAUCCGUUGCUCCAUUGGAGACAAUAAGGACACAUUUGAUGGUUGGGAGUUGUGGACAUUCGAUGAGUGAAGUAUUCCAAAAUAUCAUGAAGACUGAAGGGUGGACAGGCUUAUUUAGGGGUAAUCUGGUUAAUGUCAUCCGGGUUGCUCCUAGCAAGGCAAUUGAGGUAUCAGAAAUUCCUAUUUUGUUUGCUAAACUUUUCGAUGUUACUUUGGUUUAUUGCGAGGGGUGGUUGUAG